Rotaria sordida is the source of this 957-nucleotide messenger RNA. Lineage: Eukaryota; Metazoa; Rotifera; Eurotatoria; Philodinida; Philodinidae. The record is from the annotation of a GenBank genome assembly.
AUGUCAUUUCAUCACCUUCAUCAUCAUCAUCUUGCCGAAAAUUCCUGGCAGGAUCGGUCAAAUAAUUUUGGUAAUGUUUCAACAAUUCCAAAUCGAACACAUACUCAAACAUCAUCAUCAUCAAUUCCUGUACCAUCAAGUUCGGGUACAGUUGAUUUUCAGCCACCAUAUUUUCCACCACCAUUUCCAAAUGUAUCACAUCAUUCACAUCAACAUCCAUUUGAUCAAAUACAAUCAAAUCAUCCACAUAAUCUUGAUUAUACAUCAUCAUCAUCACCACCUUAUACCGGUAAUCAAGUAUCUCAAUCAUAUAAUUCACUUGUACGUUCAUCAAAUGUAAAUAUCGAUGAAACAUCAGCACCAUUAAGUCAUCCUUAUGGUGCUUAUGCUGAAUAUGCUGCAUCAUAUUAUACACGUCAUGCAAUGGUACUUGAUCCUGAAUCUUUACAACUUUAUCGUAGUGGUUUAUUAGGUCCUGAUUCAACGAGUACAGCUGCUUUUCGAGUACCAGGUCUUGAUGAUAAUGUUCCUCAAGCAUUUUCUGAACAUUAUCGAACAUCAUUUCAACGAGAUCCACGUCGUAAUGAUACAAAAGAGGGUAUUCAAUUAAAUUUAGGUACUGGUAAUGGACCAUUAGCUCCAACAGAUGUAUUUUGUAGUGUACCAGGACGAUUAUCAUUACUUAGUUCAAAUUCUAAAUAUAAAGUAUGUGUAGCUGAAGUUCAAAGACGUCUUUCGCCACCAGAAUGUCUUAAUGCAUCAUUACUUGGAGGAAUAUUACGAAGAGCAAAAUCAAAAAAUGGUGGAAGAUUAUUACGUGAAAAACUUGAAAAAAUUGGUGUUAAUCUACCAGCUGGAAGACGUAAAGCAGCAACAGUUACUUUAUUAACAUCACUUGUUGAAGGUAAAUUCAUUAUUCUUGUUUAUUAUUUUUUUCUUAACUAUUUGUUUUUUUUU